This is a messenger RNA of Clarias gariepinus (North African catfish), 2292 nucleotides long. Its product is annotated as ornithine decarboxylase-like. Bases 322 to 1698 code for a protein of 458 amino acids. The record is from RefSeq and is a predicted model, not a curated record. Gene Ontology annotation, cellular component: cytoplasm. Lineage: Eukaryota; Metazoa; Chordata; Actinopteri; Siluriformes; Clariidae. Gene Ontology annotation, molecular function: ornithine decarboxylase activity. The transcript is spliced from 11 exons.
CGUGUUGCCCUGGAAACCGCUGAACUAUAAAUGAAUGCCAGCGCAUUGCCUGCCUCAUUCAGAACAGAGCACGCCGGCUGGAUUGCCGAGAAAACGCGGUCUUUUCAUUUCACUCAUUUUGGUCUAAUGGGCAAAAAUCUUUGUAAAUGCUUUUUAAGAUCACUUGCUUGAGCAAAGCACACACUGGCCCUGGCCUUGAGGCUUAUCUAAAAGGAUUUAACUUCACUGGUGAACCACCCUGGUUGCGCUGAACCUCUAACAUUUCAGAAUUCCAUCUCUUUCUGUCCAAUUUCUUUUGCAAUUACAAUUUGGUUUGUGGCCAUGACUUCAUUCAACGACUUUGAAUUAACCUUCCUGGAUGAAGGAUUUUGUGCACGGGACAUCGUUGAGCAAAAGAUCAACGAGUCCACAUCAUCAGAUGACAAGGAUGCUUUCUAUGUGGCAGACCUGGGGGAUGUCCUUAAAAAGCACCUUAGAUGGGCACGUGCCUUGCCUCGUGUCACACCUUUUUACGCUGUGAAAUGCAAUGAUAGCAGGACUGUUCUAAGGACACUGGCAACUCUGGGAACAGGCUUUGACUGUGCAAGCAAGACUGAGAUUCAGCUUGUGCAGUCUCUGGGAGUGGAGCCCAGCAGGAUCAUUUAUGCCAACCCCUGUAAGCAGGUGUCGCAGAUCAAGUAUGCUUCUGCACAUGGGGUGCAAAUGAUGACAUUUGACAGUGAAGUGGAACUAAUGAAGGUUGCUCGGAGCCAUGAAAAUGCCAAGCUAGUGCUGCGUAUAGCUACAGAUGACUCUAAGGCAGUGUGCAGGCUAAGUGUGAAGUUUGGAGCCACGCUGAAAAAUAGCAGGCUGCUUUUAGAGCGGGCAAAGGAGCUGGGCCUGGACAUCAUUGGAGUCAGCUUUCAUGUAGGCAGUGGCUGUACUGACCCAGAGACAUACACCCAGGCUAUUGCAGAUGCACGCUGCGUCUUUGACAUGGGGGCUGAAUUGGGCUACAAUAUGACCCUAUUGGAUAUUGGUGGUGGCUUCCCUGGCUCUGAUGAUUCCAAGCUAAAGUUUGAGGAGAUUACUGCUGUAAUUAACCCUGCGCUGGACAAGUACUUUCCUGCAGACUUCGGUGUGAGGAUAAUUGCUGAGCCUGGACGAUUCUAUGUAGCUUCUGCAUAUAUGCUAGCUGUGAACAUCAUUGCUAAAAAGGUCAACAUGAAGGAACAGUCUGGCUCUGAUGAUGAAGAUGAUGGCUCCAGUGAUCGAACUCUAAUGUACUAUGUCAAUGAUGGUGUUUAUGGAUCUUUUAACUGCAUUCUUUUUGAUCAUGCACAUGUGACACCCAUUGUGCACAAGAAACCAAAGCCAGAUGAGCGCAUUUACCCGUGCAGUAUUUGGGGUCCUACCUGCGACGGCUUAGACCGCAUUGUGGAACUGUGUGCCUUGCCUGAUCGGCAGGUAGGAGAUUGGCUGCUGUUUGAAAACAUGGGUGCUUACACUGUGGCUGCCUCAUCAACCUUUAACGGAUUCCAAAAACCAGACAUCCAUUAUGUCAUGUCUAGAUCAGCUUGGCAGCGCAUGCAGCAGAUCCAUGCCCAAGGGAUGCCAGCUCUGGUGGAGGAGCAGAGCUUUGGGCACAUGCCAGGCCACUGUGGGUGUGGAAGCACCCUGGAGCUGCCUCCUACCUCCUGUGCCACCCGUGUGCUCUAGGUCAAAAUUGAUGCAGUACAAAGAGGUGCCGUGCUGCAUUUAAUUGGUCAAAUGGAUGGACUCUCCUGAUGGUUCCCAUUGCUCAAUUGACAGUUAAAUUUCAUCAUAAAAUGGUAAUUAGUACAUGGUAUAUGUGCAGAACAUUGUAGAUGUACACAGGUUGACCAUUUUGUCCUUGCUUCUUUUUACAUGGUUCCUUAACCAGGGAUUAUGGGAGAGCGUUGUGGUAUUUUCAUUUCAUUUGUGAUGGUGGUUUACUGCUGUUUUCCAGCCCACUCUCACAAUUGAUGCAAUGCUAUUUUAAUAUAUUAAACAUUAUGAAGAACCACUCUUCUCAGGAGCUUGGCAUGACCCUUCUUUUGAGCUAGGACCAUUCAUGGAAACCAUACACAUUCCUUUGUUUCUUUACUUUUGAGAUUAUUUUUAGUAAAAUAAUACAUAAGGUAAAAUACUUAAGUAGCAUUAUUUAUGACCUUAAUGCAUUUGAAAUUGGAUUUGAAAGAGGUGGGAUUGCAUUCAUACUGCUUUCCUAUGGAAACUUUUUUUUAAAGCAUUUUUGUAUUGUUUGUUUUUAUAAAUAAAACAUCAAUAAAG